Messenger RNA from Racocetra persica, 420 nucleotides. The record is from the annotation of a GenBank genome assembly. Lineage: Eukaryota; Fungi; Glomeromycota; Glomeromycetes; Diversisporales; Gigasporaceae.
GAUAAUUCCACGUUUAAUUCUAGUGUUAACCAGAUCGAAGAAAGAACAAAUAUAUUUUAUGAUCCAUCAAAGCACAAAACACAAAUAGAGACUCGCAAAUCUACAGAAGAAGGAACCCGUAAUUAUAUUCGAACACAGUGGGUUUCCGAGGACUUCGAUGCUGAAGAUCUUAAAUCAUCCAAUAUAUCCCAGCCUUUCACAGUAGUCAGUCCGGAGUCCACAUUUAUCGAAAAGCUUUUAGAAGAAAGAUAUCAAAGGCGAAUUGUCAGCAAACAACUUCCUAUUGAUAACGAUGUCUCUUCGAUGCCAGCUCAAUAUUUAAUGUUAUUGGAAUCGGAAAUUUUUCAUGCAACAUACACUUCAGAUUCAACACCCUCAGAAUUGUGGAAUAAAUUUGGACAGUGGAUAGGUUUCGAUAAG